UUUUAGAACGUCUGGUAAAAAUUUUGAUAUUGUGCUAUGAUCGAUUCUGAAUGAAAAAGCCAACGAACGAAGAGAUUCGCCAGUUGCCAGCAACCUGAAAAUAAAAUGAGUAUGCAUAAUCACUUAACGUUUUAUCGAGUUAAUGUUAUGUAUUGACUAUACAUGGAACAUUUCCUUAUUUCAGGGACCUCCUGUAAAAAUAGGUGGAGAAAUAUUCGUGACUACUACAAAAAAAGUCGAAGGGACGAUCUAACAUCGACGGGAAAGCCUGCAAAGAAAAAGAAGGCUAAUUACUGGGAUAUGUUGAGCUUCCUUGACGACACGGAAAAUGAGCGAGUUGUUCUUACGAAUGCCCAUGCUAACGAGGUUUCUGACGAUUCACUCGCUGAAGAUGUUUCUCAACUCGCGGCACCAAAUGUUGAGGAUAUUCAUGAUUUACAGGCUACGUGUUCAGCUACAAAUACAGCAAUGGAUACGGUUACCCAAAAUAAGGAAAAGGCGGUUCCAAACAAGAAGAAGGUUACUACCCAAGAUGCUGUACUCAAAGCUCUGAAAGAAAGAAAGGAAGAAAGAGAGCUCUUGAUGAAGACUGUUGAGACAGCUUUUCAACCAGUGGUUGAAAAAGAAGAUGAGAUUGACCAUUUUUUUAAGUCAAUUGCACUUACUGUAAAAAAAUUCAGUCCAGCUGAAAAGGUUGAGACAAAAAUGAAAGUUAUGGAAGUAGUUACUGCCAUUGAAUUGCGUCGCUUCUCAAACACUAACAAUCAAGUUGUUAACCCUAAUUAUAAUAAGCCUUAUACAAAUCAGCGGUCUGGAAGCAGUCUGUCGACAUCCUCAAUCAUCGGUUCGGCAAUGCAGUGUUUAUCACCAGACGAUAAGAAUGAAGAUGUGAGAGAAUACCACCAACAACAAAACUAUUAGCACAGGUUAUCAUCAGACCAUCUACAAACCCCAUUAGUUUCCUAACAUUAUGUAAAUAACCUUAUUCUUUUUGGGGCUUGCAUUUUUUAUUCAUGUAUCAAUAA
This is a messenger RNA of Macrosteles quadrilineatus (aster leafhopper), 1025 nucleotides long. RefSeq lists its product as uncharacterized. NCBI's taxonomy places the organism in Eukaryota, Metazoa, Arthropoda, Insecta, Hemiptera, Cicadellidae. The coding region runs from base 163 to 921 and encodes 252 amino acids. The transcript has 2 exons. The record is from RefSeq and is a predicted model, not a curated record. Gene Ontology annotation, molecular function: DNA binding.